AUGCAGAGGGUGCUGGGGGCCGGGCCGCUGCACUGGGAGGCGGUGGGGGCGGCUCGGCGGAGUGGGCGGGCCGGGCUCAGGCUCCUAGCAGAGGCGGGCCGGCGUAAGGCCGCGUUACUAUGGCAGCCAGUGAACGGAGGCGGGGCUCCGCCAACCGGAAGUGACGCACCGGAAGGCGGAAGUGGCGGGAAAGGCGGCUGCGCUCUCGACUGGCGCAGGGGGAAGCACGUGGCGGCCGCGGCCCAGGCCGGACUCGACGCGCCUGGCCUCCUGCCCAUGGUGGAGACGUUCUGCGCGCGGGCGAUGCGCGUGGCCGAGGCUGACCUGGUGCAGCAGCUCCGCAGCGCGCGGCCCGCGAAGGAGAAGCGGCAGUGGGUGCAGGGCAUCCUGGAAACCAUCCAGCGCUGCAGCCACGUCCUGGAGGUGUCCAUCCCCGUAAAGCGGGACAGCGGCCACUGGGAGGUGAUUGAGGGCUGGCGGGCCCAGCACAGCCAGCACCUCCUGCCCUGCAAAGGGGGGGUUCGGUUUUCGGAGUCAAUUAGCAUUGAUGACGUAAAAGCCCUGGCAGCCUUAAUGACAUACAAAUGUGCGGUGGUGGAUGUUCCCUUUGGUGGUGCCAUGGCUGGCGUGAAGAUUGAUCCAAAGAAGUAUUCAGAAGGUGAGCUGGAGAAAAUAACAAGGCAGUUUACGGUUGAAAUGGCCAAGAAGGGAUUUAUAGGGCCUGGAACUGACGUUGCUGCUCCUGACAUAAAUACAGGGGAACGGGAGAUGUCCUGGAUUGCUGACACCUACUCCCGCACUCUCGGCUACAAGGAUAUCAAUGCCCAUGCCUGUGUGACAGGGAAGCCUAUUAGUCAGGGAGGAAUCCAUGGGCGAGUCCCCGCCACAGGCCGUGGUCUGUUGCAUGGGAUUGAGAACUACAUCAACAACACUCUCUACAUGAACCUCGUUGGCCUGAGCCCUGGUUUCCCUGGCAAGACCUUUGCGUUGCAGGGCUUUGGCAACACGGGCCUGCACACCAUGAGGUACCUGCACCGCCACGGAGCAUGCUGUGUGUGUGUCGGGGAGGUGGAUGGCGCUAUUUACAAUUCCAGCGGGAUCCAUCCCAAGGAACUAGAAGAUUAUAAGAUGGAACAUGGCACCAUCGUCGGCUUUCCAAAAGCAGAGCCUUACGAAGGCAGCGUCCUGGAAGUACCUUGUGACAUCCUCAUCCCAGCUGCUAUCGAGAAACAGCUCACGAAGGAGAACGCGCAUCGGGUCCAAGCCAAGAUUAUCGCCGAAGCUGCCAACGGCCCCACCACACCAGCAGCCCAUGAGAUCUUCCUGCAGAGAAAUAUCCUCGUCAUCCCGGACCUGUAUGUGAACGCGGGCGGCGUGACCGUUUCCUUCUUCGAGUGGCUGAAGAACCUCAACCACGUGAGCUAUGGCCGCCUGACCUUCAAGUACGAGCGGGACUCCAACUACCACCUGCUGAUGUCUGUCCAGCAGAGCCUGGAGCGGACCCUUGGGAAGGACGGCAGGGAGAUCCCCAUCGUUCCCUCCCCGGAGUUCCAGGCCAGGGUGGCAGGGGCCUCGGAGAAGGAUAUUGUGCACUCGGGGCUGGCCUACACUAUGGACCGCUCGGCCCAGCAAAUCAUGAACAUCGCCACAAGGUACAACCUGGGCUUGGACCAGAGAACCGCUGCCUACCUGUGCGCCAUCGAGAAGGUGUUCAGGGUGUACAAUGAAGCUGGGUUCGCAUACUGACGUGAGCUGUCCCCUGGCCUCCCUUCCUCCCUUCCCAGGCUAAGGGCACAGCCACCUGCCCACGCCUGAAAUGCUCCCGGAAAGAGACUCGGGGGGGAGGGGGGGAGGCUGUGCUAGAGGGAGGGGUCAGGGCAUGUUUGUCCCUGUGGCUGCAACCUCAGCCCUCCCACACUGCACAGGGAGCCGCUGCCGUGGGGUCACCUAGUUCUGUGUGUGUCACCCCAGCAGUGCAUUGUCUAUUCAUAAACCAUGUACUGGGAGCAAUGCCCCCCCCCCCCCCCCCCCCCCCCGGGUCUCAGCAUUUCCCUUCACGGGGAGCGAGGGGGGGGGGGUUGCGCGUCACGGUGACUCCAGCUCUGCCCAGACCCCUUGAGAGCCUCUUGGGCUUUGGGUGCAGCUGUGCUGAGGGCACUCGGGAUUGGCUGGGUCACCUCCUGCAGCUGGACGCUGCCUUCCCUGCCCAUGCCUGCAGCGGCACCUGGUGCUCUCCUUGCCUGACUCUGCUUCUUGGGCUGCCAUAGCUCGGGAGGGCAGGGUGCUGGUGACAUCCUGCAUCCCGCAGCGGGCAGGCCAGGCGCGGAGGCUCCUACAGCAUCCAGGCCUUCAUGUCAUUCACAUGCAGCGAGCUCCUCUGGAGAGGGCAGGCAGAGCCGCUGGGCUUCCUACAGCGGUACAGGGCAGAUCACCCCCCAGGGCCUUUCCGCAGGUGAUGCCCAUAGCGCUGCAACAGCCAGUGAAACUCCGAGCGCCCCUGCCCCCGACCAUCCUUGGCCGUGUCGCUGACUUCCUGCUCGUUGGCUUUCAUGGCAUUCCCGCCUGCCUCUGAGCUCCCCCCCGCCCCCAGGCUGUACUCCUGCAGCCAGGCCUGCCCCCUGGCUCCGCACGCCUGCGAGUGGUGAGGGCAUGAGCAGCACGCUCCACCUGGUGCAGCCUCACGUGACCGGGACUCUCCCUCUACGGCAGAAGGGUAGAGCGAGGCUGCCCCAUGGCACUGACAUCAGCCUGUAUUCAGCUGGGCGGGGUAGUGUUCUGCCUAGCGAUGGGACGUCUCCAGGAACGGUGAAGGGAUGGAGAAAACAGGUUCAGGGUUUUGGGUGGGUUUUUUUUUUAAUGGAAAUUUUGGGAAAAAUUGAAAUAUCUGCCGUAGUUACUUGUUUGUCAAAACUAAACUUGAUUUGCUCUUUUAGAACGAGCAAUGUACGGUGUAGAAGGGAGGUAGCCAAGCGUUGCUUGGUAGAUUUAGGAAAUAAGUAUAAAUUCUUUCGCUUUGCUGGA
This is a messenger RNA of Malaclemys terrapin pileata, 3021 nucleotides long. Its product is annotated as glutamate dehydrogenase 1, mitochondrial-like. The transcript is spliced from 12 exons. Gene Ontology annotation, cellular component: mitochondrion. Bases 1 to 1746 code for a protein of 581 amino acids. NCBI's taxonomy places the organism in Eukaryota, Metazoa, Chordata, Testudines, Emydidae. Gene Ontology annotation, molecular function: L-glutamate dehydrogenase (NAD+) activity. Gene Ontology annotation, biological process: L-glutamate catabolic process. The record is from RefSeq and is a predicted model, not a curated record.